Molecule: messenger RNA, 762 nt
Organism: Rubroshorea leprosula
Lineage: Eukaryota; Viridiplantae; Streptophyta; Magnoliopsida; Malvales; Dipterocarpaceae
Source: the annotation of a GenBank genome assembly
UUUUCAGAUCUAAAACUACUAGAUACAUGGAAUUGACUUGAAGACUAGAAGAAGAGUUGUGCCAGACGGCCUUGACUCAAUUAAAAUCCAUACAGAAACAUACGAGGGUUCACAUGACAACUUACAAGAUCAUCUUAUACUUGACCACUACUUCAACAGAAUAAUCUUCGGCAUUAACGACACCAUCCAAACAAAAGCAUGUUAUGCAAUAACUUCUUCUUCUCUUUUCAGAUACCAUUCCAUCACUUGUCUUCCUUAUUCCAUUAAUCCUUCUACCUGAUCAUAAACAUAUAAAUUCAUGCUUCUGUAAAAGCUCCAUAAUGCAGCAGAAAGAAAAAGAGGAGAUUAGAAUAUAUUCAUGGCAACUUGGUCUGGGACGAUAAGUACGUGCUGGGGGAGGAUGGGACGGUGCAGUUCCUGGAAAUGACGCCAUGCCAGAGCACCCGAGAGCGUGGCAGCUCUGCUCCAGCAGGGCUCAACAGCUGCCCUCGCAGCUUGUCCACCCCAGCCAAUAAGAAACAAUUCUCCCUUCAAGUGUUGCUGAUGUUAUCCUCUGACGAGAACAAGCAGGCAGAGCCGGCUGCCCCGGAAUCCAAAUCAGGAAAACACAAACCUUAGUUGGCUGGAGAUUGUGCUGUGCAUGUGCUUGUGCCUGCCUGUUGGCUGCUGCUUCCAUUCAUUAUUUCCUUCACCAUUUAUUUUCUUUGGAAACAAAUAAUCGAAAUUAUUCCUUUCAGUAGAAAAUAAAGUUGAUUCUCAAAA